AUGCCAACCAAAAGCUUACUUUCCUUUCUUUCUUUCGUUCUCUCUUUCCUUCCUUCUCUCUCUUUCUCUCCUUCUCUCUCUCUCUUUUUUGUUCUUUGUUUGCUCAUUUUCUUUUCUCUAUUGCAUUUCUUCCUUCCUUUAUUACGUUUCUUUCUUUCUCUAUCGCGUUUCUUCCUUUCUUUCUUUAUUUAUUUCGUUUCUUUCUUUGUUUAUUACGUUUUUUUCUUUCUCUGUUAUUACGUGUUUUUCUUUCUUUAUUGCGUUUCUUUCUUUCUCGGUUGCUUUUCUUUCUCUAUUGCGUUUCUUUCUUUAUUUAUUGCCUUUCUUUCUUUCUUUAUUACGUUUCUUCCUUUCUUUAUUGCCUUUCUUUCUUUCUUUCUUUCUUUCUUUCUUUCUUUCUUUCUUAUGAAAGUCAUUUUUCGUCUGUUUUUCUUUUCUUAUUCUAAUUCAUUCACAUUCCUUUUCCUUCCUUAUUCAAAUCCUUCUUGUUUAGCUUUCUAUCUCUCUCGAAGUCUUUUUCUCACUCAUAUUGUUUUUUUCUUCGUCAGUUUUUUUUUUCCCAAUUUCCUUCUUUCUCUUCCACUCUCGUCAUUCUAUUUUCUUUUCAAAACUUUUCUCUCUCAUUCCCUCCACCCGCGACAAUUAUUUUUUAGAGAAUUUUCUCUCUCGCUUUUCUUUCUCUUUCAAAUCCUUUGUCUUUCAUUAUCCUUCUCUCUUCAUUUCUUUCUUAGUUUCCGUCUCUCAUCAAAACCGUUUUAUUUCCCUUUCUUUUCCUCUUUAAAUCCAAUCUCUCUUUUUUUAAUUCAAUAUUCCAGUUCGUUCUCUAUCUUUCCUUCCUUCGCCAAAACAUUUUACUCAAUAUUUGUUACCCUCUUUAAAUCUUUUCUCUCUCUCUCUCUCCCUCUGCUCUUCUUCAUCUGUUUCCUCACCCUUUUACUCUCACUCCAAUUCGAUUAUCUCCUACUCUCUCUCGUUCCCUCUCACCCAUGUCCAUCUUCAAUUUCAUUCUCUCUUCUUUUCCUCUCCUCUUUAAAUCAUUUCUUUCUCCUUUCUUUUCCCUCUUUGAGUUCUUUCUCUCUUCCUUUUUUGCCCUUGUUAAGUCAUUUCUCUAUCUAUCUUUUUCUUUCCUUCUCCGUCUCUUUCCUCUUCGUUUCCUUCCUAAUUAAAAUCCAUUCUCUCCUUCUCUCUCUCUCUCUCUCUCUCUCUCUCUCUCACUCACUCACUCACUCUCUCCUUCUUCCUCCGUUCUCUUUCGCUUUCUUUCCUUCUUUGUACGUUCUCUCGCCUUUUCCUUUCCUCUUCAAAUCUUUUCUCCUUCAGUUUCUUUCCCCGCUCUUUGACUUCCUUCUCAUUCCUUUUCAUUCUCAUCCAUGUUUUCUAUGUUAA
Messenger RNA from Acanthosepion pharaonis, 1386 nucleotides. The record is from the annotation of a GenBank genome assembly. Lineage: Eukaryota; Metazoa; Mollusca; Cephalopoda; Sepiida; Sepiidae.